UUAUUUUGUUAUACUGACCUGAAUCCGUGCGUAAAACGUCGCUCAGACGUUUGAAAGCUGUCAGUCGUGCACGUUACAAUCUCUUUUGAAUUGUCACGAGUACACUGUAUUAACAUGGAGGGAUUGGUGCAAAAUAUAAUCUCAGACACGAGCUACGAAUUUUCAAAGAACAUUGCCGCCUUUCAGGAAACUUAUGGAAGUAGAGUUGUAUUCAGUGAACUAAACAACGAUGACCUACGGGAGAAACUGUGGCAGAGAUUGUUUGAAUGUCUCUCAGACAAUUUACAGUCGUCACUCCAUCACAGUUGUUUAUCUGUUUUGCGUAUACUUAGCAGAGACAAAACAAAGUUAAACGAAUUAAUCACAGACGAAAGACUAGGUAUUAUAAUAGAUAAGGCAGCUUUAAAAAACAUGGAUGCAAAAGAGCAUACUUAUACCAAUGUUACCAUCGAGGCGCUUAAAUUACUAUUCAAUUUAAUAUUCAAUAGUACAAACGUGCAAGAAAUAUUACUAAAAACAUCUUGUUUGCAAUGCCUAAUUGAACGUAUCAAAAACUACAGCGACGACAUUCCAUAUGAAAUAAUGUUGUUCGAUACCAGAAUUGUAUUUCUCAUUACUGCUUUAAAUAUUGCCACAAGGCAAAUUAUUAAAACAGAAUUAAACGGAGAUAAAUGUCUGGUAAAACUACUGGAGAAUAUAACAAGUCGAGAAGAGAAAUCUCACAUUAUCAAGGAGGGUAAUGUGAUAUUGCUGUGUGAAAUGUUAAAGGCAUUAUUUAAUUUGUACAUGAAUUCAGAUAAUACGACAGAAGAUGUGAAAAACGAUUUAGUUUUAACUUUGAGAAGGUUGUUGUUAUCUAAAUGUGAGAAAGAAGAUGAUUUUCAUAGCAAUAUUGCAAAUUUACUAAUGGUAAUGCCAUAUGAUUGUUAUUCAGUAAUGAUACCCCUUAGCAAAGAGAAACACAAACAAAUAUAUCAAAAUAAGGACAUGAGUGCAAUAUAUGUUUUAUUAAAAUUUUUAGACAGAAGACUAGAUAACAAAAAUGAUUUAAUAGGAAAUCUUGCUCCAGUUGUUACUACACUUAUCAGAAUGGUUAAAGCUGAGAGGUUGAUCAGAAAAUAUACUAGGUUACAGAUUUUACCACCGUUAAGGGAUGUGAUGCACCGUCCAGAAGAAGGAACUACUUUAAGGGCGAAACUGUGCAAAUUAUUGACUUCUCCUGUGGUAGAGGUACGAGAUCUCGUUGCAGAAUUUUUAUUCAUACUGUGCAAAGAGAACGUUGCUCGUAUGGUGAAGUAUACUGGAUAUGGGAAUGCUGCUGGUAUGUUUGCAAAUAAAGGAUUAUUGGGAUCAAGUAGAAAAAAGCUAACAUACUCUUCUGAAUCAGAAGAUAGCGAAACUGAGGAAUAUUUGAAACAUAAAGAACAGAUUAAUCCGGUAACUGGUUGCUUCGAGCAUCCAAAACCUAAUCCUUUGGAAGGUAUGUCGGAAGAACAGAAAGAGUAUGAAGCUUUACAACUUGUUGGUCUUGUUGAUAAAUUAACGAGAGAAGGUGUGGUGCAUCCUUGUAGGAUCGGGGAUGAUGGAAGACCGAAACCGAUCGAACACGUCUUGGAAUUGCAAGAGGAACUGCCAAAGCAACAAUAUACCCGACAGGACUCUGAUUCAGAUUGAAUGCCGAGUUAUUUGUAUAUAAAACUGUACGAAAAAUUUGCACUCAUCGUCGGCCGGAGUCUUUGCAAUCCAGAACAUCCAAUUUGACGAAAGCUGAAACGUCGCUUUAAAUCGAUUUAAGUACAAAGAGAACGAUGAUAAAAUUGGUUUGCUUACUUUAUUGAAAAAAGAACAAAGAACAACAUUACAAAUUAAACAAUUGGCAGGAAAUAAAAAAUAUAACAGUUUCCAAAAUCACAUGAAAUAUUUUAAACAUUACAAUUUUGGUAAAUUAUGUUAUGUGCUUUCGUGAGCAUCACAAUAUAUUUAUUAUUGCAUUUUGCAGCCUAUACGCAGACAAAAACGUAUAUUUCCUACAUGUUUCGAAGAACUGCGUUAGUUUGAGUAACUCUUUCUUUUUCUUUUUUUUUUUUUCCUUGGAAACGUGCUCUGCGCGGGGCGUAACAAUGUUGGGUGAAUUGACAAAGAUAAGUGGCGAGAGAAUAGUCUUAUAUCUUCGUUUUUUUUAUUUUUUUAUUUUUUUCUAAAUAACCACAUGUCCAUGCGAUUUCAAAAAGGAACAAAAAGGUGUCUCAGAGCAAUAUAAUUAUGCAAAAUAUCAUAGUAAAAGAGCCCUGGAAAAAAUAUUCAGAGCUGCAGCGUCAAACGAUCUGUUCUCCCUUCCUCCCAAGUUCUGUCCGUCCCGCGAGAAUACCUUUCCGAACA
Molecule: messenger RNA, 2379 nt
Organism: Frieseomelitta varia
Lineage: Eukaryota; Metazoa; Arthropoda; Insecta; Hymenoptera; Apidae
Gene: ric8a
Product: synembryn-A
Exons: 10
Coding region: 115-1674 (519 amino acids)
Biological process (GO): G protein-coupled receptor signaling pathway
Cellular component (GO): cytoplasm
Molecular function (GO): guanyl-nucleotide exchange factor activity; G-protein alpha-subunit binding
Source: RefSeq, a predicted model, not a curated record